Messenger RNA from Chironomus riparius, 508 nucleotides. Lineage: Eukaryota; Metazoa; Arthropoda; Insecta; Diptera; Chironomidae. The record is from the annotation of a GenBank genome assembly.
UUUUUGAGGAAGAAGAAGAAACAUCGACUGAAGUAUAAAAGAACCAAAAAUAUAUUUACUCGGCCAGUAUAGCUUGCAAUUUUGAGUGAAGAUUUAAAAGAUUCUUAAAAAUUAACAAAUUAAAAUGGUUGCACAAGAAGCCGAAGUUUUUGCAAAGAUUCAAGCUGUAUUGGACACAGUUGACCCAAACAAACCAGACAGAAAAGUCGUCCACGUAUUCAAAAUCAAAAUUACACAAAAUGGCGAAGUCGUCAAGACAAUGAUGUUGGACUUGGUCAAGAUUAAGUUCUACGAAGGAGAUGAUGAGGCUGAAUGUACAAUGACAAUUCCUGAUGAAAUCCUCGCUGAUGUUGUUUUAAAUAAAGCAGAAACCACAGGACUCAUUACAUCCGGAAAGGUCACAGUAGAUGGAGAUGUAGAGCUUGCCAAGCUUUUGGGAGCAACUUUAAGUCAAUAAAUUAUUAAAAAUUAAAAUUAAUUAAAAAAUAAAAAAGUUUAAAAAAGUAAA